AUGUCACGUGCAAAGAAUAGAAUCUCCAAGAAGAUUAUGGUGGGACAUCCAGCAAGAAAUGGAAAUAGAGAAAGACCAAAAUUGCAAUUACAUCAAGCUGACGAGAUGGAACUGAGAACACCUGGAGUUGGAAGUACAUAUGAAGAAGACGACAACUAUUUGGGCUUAUGGUCGUAUCCCAGUAACUGGGAGUGGAAUCAAAUAGAAGAAGUUGAAACCGGAAAAAUCUUCGCAGAAAAAAUACCAACUACACUUCAAAAAAUAUCGGUUGCUGGUGAUGUUAGUGCCAUAAAGUUUGUUGAAAACAAUAAAUUUUUAUAUUCUACCGAAGGUGGUGAGUUUGGAAUAGUGAAUAUUGCUAAUAAUGAACACUUAAAAAAAAUGGAAAUGAAUCGAAUCCAUAACUGGGACAGUGAAUUUUUUGGAGAAACUUCAAUAUCCUACAGAGGAUUUGAAAUAGGUAGUGCUUUUAUUUGUGCCUUAGGUGAACAUGGUCAUCUUUACUUUCUUUCUCCGGAUUUAAAUUCAAGUCUUGGAACUGUUAAUCAUUACAAUGAUGAAGCGAGUUGCCUUGGGAUACUUAGUGCAAACGAAGUAUUGGUUGGUAAUUUAAGGGGGCAAAUAAGUUUGUGGGAUUUAAGAGAAGGGCUUUUUGAACCUGCUAAAAUUUUUCCUUAUAACAGUGAAGAGACCAUCGGUCUUACCUGUAUUACACCUUUUCCAAGGCAGCGUCAAAUAGUAGUGACGGGAGGUACUGAUGGUGCUGUCGUUACUUGGGACCUAAGGACUGGACAUCACCCAUUAACUGUGUAUAAAGCUCACGACCACCCUAUUACAUGUUUACAGUUUCAUGAAGAUUGGCCUGCCAAUAUGUUCACGGCAUCAAUGGGCGGAGAAGUAUGGCAUUGGAAUAAUUUUGGCAAGCUACUGACUGGUGAACUUUUAGAUCCUAGACUCAUGGCACUUCCACCCGAAUUACGUAAUACAAUGAAAACGCAGUCUUAUUUAGAACCACAAAUAAGGGCUCUAAUCGGUAAAAAACAUAUUCCAACAAAUUCAUUAGAUGUGACAGACGGAAAUGAAUUAGCAGCCCAUUAUGCUUUGAGUCAAGUUAUCUAUCGAAGAAUUGAACAACCACAGCAAGAAAAGAAUGAGUGUCCAUUUGAUCUGCCUGAUGACUGCGACCUGAUAAGAAUUUAUUGGAAAGAUGGGAAGGCUGUUGGUUUUUACACUUUGAAACCGAAAGGUACUUACAUUGAACACAGAGGAGAAUCAUAUUCAAUGAUGACAUUAGAUACUGCCUACAUUAGGUCUGAAUAUCGAAGAAUGGGAAUGGGCCUUUCGAUAUUGGAAGAUAUCAGAAAGAGGCACCCAAAUGAGGACAUCGCUUUCAGUUCGCCAAUUGCCUUUUCCAUGCUAAAAGUGAUCAGUAAAUUCAUAAAAUUGUACCCAGAAAUGAAAUACAAGCUUUGGGAGGUUAGUGGAGCUGGUACUGAAGGAAGUAAAAAACUUGCCUGGUUCUCAGUUGCUAAAAGCAAAAGAAAUGCUGUGCGCAAUUUUGGAAGGGUUGGACCCGGUUUAUAAUUUCAUCUCUUUGAGAUCCAUUUAAAACAAGAAGAAAGACAUUGUUUUAACAAAAAUUGUUAUUUAUUUUAUUAUAUAUUCACAAAUUAAUCUUAUAUUUAUGAAGUAGAAUAGAUUUUUUUUUAUACUUAAUUUUUUUUACUAUAUAUCAUAUUUAUGAUAAUGUCAGUAUUAAUAAAUUAUUAUAUUUAUAUUUUUCAAUUAAAAAAAAAAAAAAAUAUAUAUAUAUAUAUAUACACACACUUCAUGUUCUCUCAAU
Nezara viridula (southern green stink bug) is the source of this 1843-nucleotide messenger RNA. The record is from the annotation of a GenBank genome assembly. Lineage: Eukaryota; Metazoa; Arthropoda; Insecta; Hemiptera; Pentatomidae.